Penicillium macrosclerotiorum is the source of this 645-nucleotide messenger RNA. RefSeq lists its product as uncharacterized. Lineage: Eukaryota; Fungi; Ascomycota; Eurotiomycetes; Eurotiales; Aspergillaceae. The transcript has a single exon. The coding region runs from base 1 to 645 and encodes 214 amino acids. The record is from RefSeq and is a predicted model, not a curated record.
AUGGUCCCCCGCACAACCCUUAUUGAACCCGUGCAAGCCCUCCUCUCUGCCCUCACCAACUCAACCUCCCACUCCCCUAUAUCCACCCUCCUCGCAACUUUCACCACCCAGCCCACCCCACUCGUCCAUGAGCAUGGCCUCCCCCAGCUAGCCCCCUUCCUCGGCCGCUCCUUCACCGGCCAGGAUGGUGUGGCCCGCUACUUCGAGCUCCUCGCCGACCACCUCCGCAUCGAGUCCAUGGCCUUCGAGUCCGACGACCUCUGGCUCGUCGACGACGCCUCCCAGGCUAUCGCCCUCCGCGGCAGCGCCACCUUCACCUGGAAGGACACCGGCCAUGCCUGGGACGAGACCUUCAUCUACCGCGUCGCGUUGGCUGAGGAUGUGGGCCGCGGCGGCGGCUUGCGCGUCUGCGAGUACCGCGUCUGGGCGGACACCGGGGCAGCCUAUUUGGCGCGGCUCGGGCGCUUGGAUGAGUUACUGGGCGGACGCGGCGGCGUUGAGGGCAUUCAUUUGCCGGGAGAGCAGGAUGAUGGCACAGGUAUCCAGAAGGACGGGCGCGAGACGCGGCGGUCGUUGGAUCGCAAGCGGAGUGGGUGCCAGGAUGUGAUGGGGGGCGGGUUGAACGUGUACGGCAGUUGCGGGUAA